CUGCGGUUAUGUUAUUGUUGUGCCUGUCAAAUACGGCGUUACCAGCCGUUAUUUAUUAUUUCUUUAUAUCUAAAUAUGGAUAAGUUUUUAAAAAGAAAACACGAGGGUGAUGACAGUCCACCAAAAAGACAAAAAAAGGAAUCUUGUCCACAUAAAGAAAGAUGUUAUAGAAAAAAUCCUCAUCACUUCAAAGAAUUCGAACAUCCUCAUUUGGUUAAAUUUAUAGAAACUGGUGAUGUACCAUCAGAUUUAGCCCAGCCAAAAUCAGUGUAUUUAGAACAAAUAGAAAUUUUAAAACCCAUUUUAAAGAUACUAAAAGACACAAACACGGUACAGGCUAAACAACCAGACACAAAACCAGAAGCAAAACUGGAGACAAGCAAGAGCUCGAACAGUAGAUUGUUUGAAAAACAACAGAAAAAACAAAUGGCUGAAGCAGGAACUUCACAGAAAAAGGGCGCGAGUGCGGAAGAAAUUGAACGGAAGACUGGCAUUGUAACAUUAUCUUCAAUUAAAGUUUUGCCUUAUGAUAAAAACUCAAAGAAGGGCACAAUGUUGGAGAAGCUUGAGAGAACAGCUCCUUACAAUUUGUUUUUUACAACAAUAUCAAAAUCACCAGACACAUUAAAUCAGUUCAAUUCAGCAACAUUCACAGACAUAUUGUGUCCUAGUUUGGGUAAGUUGGAGGAUUCAUUACAGAUAAAUUUUAUGAUUGAUAUUAGUUGGUUGCUAGAGCAGUACAAAGCCAGAAGUUUAAGUGGAAAACCUCUUACAAUACUUUAUGGUGAUGAAUUUCCUGACAUGGAAACAUUUAUGGAUAGAUAUUGCCCCAAUAUUACAUACAAAUUUGUAAAAAUGAAAGACCCAUUUGGAUGUCACCAUUCUAAAAUUGGAAUUUACGUGUACAAUGAUAAGUCAAUUAGAGUCGUUGUUUCAACUGCCAACUUGUAUUAUGAAGAUUGGAAUCAUUACAAUCAAGGUUUUUGGAUGAGCCCCAAAUGCUCCCAACUACCAGAAGACAGCCCUAACACCUCCGGUGAAUCACCGACCGGCUUUAAAAUGUGCCUCAUAAACUACCUCAAGGACUACAAAUUCGACAUACUUAAUAAAUGGAUUAAAUAUGUAGAAAGGGCGGAUUUCAGCGACGUCAAAGUGUUCUUGGUGGCGUCAAUGCCUGGUAAACACUAUCCGACUUCGAAUACAGGUUGCCACUUGCACAGAGUAGGCGACCUGUUGUCGCGUCACUGCGUCCUGCCAGCCAAAACCAGUCCGGAGAGCGAAGGACCGUUGUCGUGGGGCGUUUUUGCCCAGGCUUCCAGCAUCGGUUCGAUGGGUAAGUCUCCGGCUGAGUGGCUGCGAGGGUGUGUGCUGAGAAGCCUGGCGAGCCAUUCCAAAAGUCCUUUGCCCGCCAGUCCUAACGCCACUCUCAACAUUAUCUAUCCGAGUGUCGAUAACGUGAUGAACGGAUAUUACGGACCGGAAAGUGGGGGAUGUUUGCCUUAUUCCAAGGCGACUAACGAGAAACAAAGGUGGCUUCAGGAGUACAUGCAUCAAUGGAAGGCGGACAGAUUGUCCAGGACUAGAGCGAUGCCACACAUUAAAUGUUACACUAGAAUCUCGCCUUGUUUGACUAAAUUGGCAUAUUUCCUGUUGACCAGUGCCAAUCUGUCGAAAUCCGCUUGGGGAGGGAAUAUACAAAAAGACAAAGGUGUACAUGUAAGAUCUUAUGAAGUUGGUGUUAUGUUCCUGCCCAAGUUUUUUGGCGACGAAUAUUUUGAAAUUGAAAAUACUGUACAGAGGAAAAGCAAGAACAUUUUUCCUCUAAUGUAUGAUUUACCUUUGGUUGGCUAUAGAUCUAAUGAUUAUCCUUGGUGUAACUGAGGUUACAUUUUAAUAUUUACGUCAUUUAUUUAAUUAUAAUAUACAUUUCUAAUAAAACGGUUUUGUUGAAACUUUUCUAUUUUUCUUUGUCUUAAUUUAAAAUAAAUCUCUAUGAUUAAGUUUGAUAAUUCUUGAAGAUUAUUUUCGAUUUGUUUUGUUUAAUAAUGUAUUUUCCAAUAAAGCGAUUUUGUUAAA
Molecule: messenger RNA, 2076 nt
Organism: Aethina tumida (small hive beetle)
Lineage: Eukaryota; Metazoa; Arthropoda; Insecta; Coleoptera; Nitidulidae
Product: probable tyrosyl-DNA phosphodiesterase
Exons: 10
Coding region: 76-1881 (601 amino acids)
Biological process (GO): double-strand break repair; single strand break repair
Cellular component (GO): nucleus
Molecular function (GO): 3'-tyrosyl-DNA phosphodiesterase activity; double-stranded DNA binding; single-stranded DNA binding
Source: RefSeq, a predicted model, not a curated record